Spea bombifrons (plains spadefoot toad) is the source of this 1237-nucleotide messenger RNA. It is a transcript of the gene NUP37, whose product is annotated as nucleoporin 37. Gene Ontology annotation, molecular function: protein binding. Bases 115 to 1095 code for a protein of 326 amino acids. The transcript has 10 exons. Lineage: Eukaryota; Metazoa; Chordata; Amphibia; Anura; Pelobatidae. The record is from RefSeq and is a predicted model, not a curated record. Gene Ontology annotation, cellular component: nuclear pore outer ring.
CGGAAGCAGAAUGGAUCUCGGAGUGGCGUCAUUAGCCAGUCUUGGUGGUACAAAUAUCUUGGCGGGAGAAGAGCUGCUAGGGCCGUGUUGUUUGAUGCCCUGUAACAGUGGAAUAUGAAGCAAGACGUAUCCAGGAGUGCUACCUACACAGUGGACUGUGAAGACUAUGUCCAUGUGGUGGAAUUCAACCCCUUUGAUUCUGGGGAAGCUGGGUCACUAAUUGCAUAUGGAGGAAAUAGCUAUGUAGUUAUAGCUUCAUGCCGAUUUCAGGAAGAAGAUUCUACAGUGCAAGAUAUAGAAUUUAAGACAUUAAAAACUUUUCAUCAUGGGGUAAGAGUAGAUGCUAUUGCCUGGAGCCCAGAAACAAGGUGUGAUGCUUUAUCUCCUUUACUAAGGUUUUGCACUGCAGCAGGUGACAAAACAAUCAGAGUCUUCACUUCAGAUUUUCAAGACAAAAAUGAGUACAAGAUAAUAGAAGGCCAUUCAAGUUACAUCAAUGAUGUUGUGUUUUGUUCUAGCGAAGGAAGUGAUAUAGCAAGUGUUAGCGAUGACCACACAUGCAGAAUCUGGGAUUUAGCAGGAAACCAGACUGCUGUUUUUAUGUUACGAUCUCCAGGAAUGAGUGUGGCCUGGCAUCCGGAAGAACCUUUUAAGCUGAUGGUGGCAGAAAAGACUGGAGUUAUCCGUUUCUAUGAUCUUAUUGCACAGCAGGCCAUUCUGUCAUUUGAGUCUACGCAGGUUCCUCUGAUGUCAGCAGAUUGGUGCUUAAAAAACACUUUCCGAGUAGGGGCAGUAGCUGGAAAUGACUGGAUAAUUUGGGAGAUGCCUCGCUCCAGGUACCCUCAAGAUAAUAAGCCUGUCCAUGCAGAUAGAGCAAGAUGUUUCAGGUGGUCCAGAUGUAAUGAAAAUUUGUUUGCAACCACUGGAUGUCCAGGAAAAAUGAACAGCCAGCUUCUUAUUCAUCACUUGGGACACCCACAGCCAAUCCUCACCGGUUCUGCUCUUGUGGGAUCUGGACUUACCUGGCACAGAACACUUCCUCUUUGUGCUGUUGGAGGUUACCGGAAGCUUUUUUUCUGGGUGACAGAAAUGUAAAUAUUUCAGAAAUCCUUUACAAAAGAGUAUUUUUUAUAACUGUGUUAAUGUAUUUACUGUUAUCAGUUUGUAAUACUUUACCAAAGGAUACUGUAAAGUUCCACAUGUGUGAAAACAAUAAAUAUAAACAUGUAAACAAAAA